Acomys russatus (golden spiny mouse) is the source of this 1752-nucleotide messenger RNA. RefSeq names its product zinc finger protein 58-like. Lineage: Eukaryota; Metazoa; Chordata; Mammalia; Rodentia; Muridae. The record is from RefSeq and is a predicted model, not a curated record. Gene Ontology annotation, molecular function: DNA-binding transcription repressor activity, RNA polymerase II-specific. Bases 108 to 1640 code for a protein of 510 amino acids. Gene Ontology annotation, biological process: negative regulation of transcription by RNA polymerase II. The transcript is spliced from 4 exons.
GGGGAGCCGUCCAGGAAAUCCUAGUUUAGCUUUCGUUUUGUGUAAGUGUGUCUUCCUCAAAGUUGGCUGAGUCCUGCCCUGCUGUGCUUUCCUGUCGCGUCUCUGACAUGGAGGAAAUGCUGUCCUUCUGGGAUGUGGCCAUUGAUUUCUCUCCAGAAGAGUGGGAAUGCCUGGACCGUGCUCAGUGGAGUCUGUACAGGGACGUGAUGCUGGAGACUUACAGCAACCUUGUGUUCCUGGGUCUUAUUGUCUCUAAGCCAUACCUGGUGACAUUUCUGGAGCAAAAACAAGGCCCUACAGGUGUGAGGAGACGAGAGGCAGCCACUAUGCAUUCAGGAACAACACCCAAUGAUUGUAACGAUUAUACCAAGGUCUUUGAUGGUAACUCACUAGGUAUUCAAAGACAGAGAACCCAUCCAGGGGAGAAACCCUACAAGUGUGAAGAGUGUGGUAAGGUCUUUAGUUCUCGAUCAACCCUUUCUACACACCAGAGACUUCACACUGGAGAAAAACCCUACAAGUGUGAAGAGUGUCACAAGGCUUUUACUACUCGUUCAACGCUUUCUGUCCAUCAAAAAAACCAUACUGGAGAAAAACCCUUCAGGUGUGAAGAAUGUGGCAGAUCGUUUUACUACCCUUCAAUGCUGAAGCAACAUCAAAGAAUUCAUUCUGGAGAGAGACCCUACAAGUGUGAAGAAUGCGGCAGAGCUUUUUAUGACCCUUCCUUCCUUAAGAAACAUCAAAGAAUUCACAGUGGAGAGAAACCUUACAUGUGUGAAGAAUGUGGCAAACUUUUCUCCUAUUCCUCAGACCUUAAAAUACAUAGAAGAAUUCACUCUGAAAACAAUCCCUUUAAGUGUGGGGAGUGCGGCAGAGCGUUUUCUAAGCUCUCCACCCUUACAAAGCACAGGUCUGUUCAUUCUAGAGAGAAACCACACAAGUGUGAAGAAUGCGGGAAAGCCUUUUCUACUAAUUCUUCCCUGACUCAGCACAAAAUAGUUCAAGGUGGAGAGAACCGACACAAAUGUGAAGAGUGUGGCAAAAAGUUUGCCUUUCCUUCAAAACUGAAGAGACAUGAAAGAAUCCAUACUGGAGAGAGAUCCUAUAUAUGUGGACUAUGUGGCAAGAUCUUUUACACUCAUGCAGAAUUUUCUGCACACAGGAGAUCUCACACAACAGAGAAACCACAUAAAUGUAAAGAAUGUGGAAAAACCUUUUGUUUGCCCUCAUAUCUUCCUCUGCACAAACUGCGUCACACUGGGGAGAAAUCUUACAAGUGCGAAGAAUGUGGGAAAAUGUUUUACUCUACUUUAGACCUUAAGAAGCACCAAAUAAUUCACACUGGAGAUAAGCCAUACACAUGUCACGAAUGUCAUAAAGCCUUUCGUAACCAAUCAGCCCUUAAUAGACACAAGGCAGUUCACACAGGAGAGAAACGCUACCAGUGCCAAGAGUGUGGCAAAGUCUUUUCCUAUUCUUCAGACCUUAAAAGACAUCAAAAUCUUCACUCUGAAGACAAUCCGCACAAGUGUGGGCAAUGUGGCAAAGCCUUUGUCAGUCUUUACAGCCUUACCCGACACAAGGCAGUCCAUGCUGGAGAGAAAUCCUAUGAUGCUCUGAAACAGUUUACAGUCCCUUAGCCCUUAGAAAACAUCCAAUGAUUCAUUCUGAAUACAAACUCUGUGAGUGUGUGCAGUGUGACAAAUCUUUGCCAACAAUUCAGAUCUUCUCCAACUCAUAUGAGUCUGUUCU